Molecule: messenger RNA, 886 nt
Organism: Suillus plorans
Lineage: Eukaryota; Fungi; Basidiomycota; Agaricomycetes; Boletales; Suillaceae
Exons: 6
Coding region: 110-565 (151 amino acids)
Source: RefSeq, a predicted model, not a curated record
GAUCGCAGUUAAUAAUUAGGUAUAAAAACAAUCACCUUGGUCUCUGUUUUUCAAAUCGUUCUUUGCCCUCGAUUCCAACUGUUUAGCUUCUCCCUAUCCACAGUUCACGAUGCAGCUCACUCUUCUCGCAUCCCUCGCAGUCCUUUGCUCCUCUGCUUUCGCUGCCCCUGCUGAACGCCGCGAUGACUCGUUGGUUGAGGCCAUUGUCUAUGUGGAGAACGUCUUGAACGACGCAAGUGUCAACGUCCUCACCAAGCGUGAUGAUGGGGCCUUGAUUGAUGCCAUCGUCUAUGUGGAGAACGUCUUGAACGACGCAGAUGUCAACGUCCUCACCAAGCGUGAGGACUUGGCUGACGUCAUCGUUGCUGUCACCAAUGAUUUGAAUAAUCUUGAUGUGAACGUUCUGACCAAACGUGGUAGUUUGGCUGAUAUUAUCGUUGACAUCCAGGAUGAUUUGGAUAAUCUCGAUGUGAACGUUCUUACGAAACGAGGUGAUGAUGCUUUGAUCGGCGUCGACGUCAUUGUUGACGAUGUUCUCAACAAUGCCGAUAUCAAUAUCCUUUAGUUGGUUGAUGUGGGAUCUCUGGUCAUGGCUCAUUGCGUCUGCUUCAUCACAUUUGUAAGUAUACCCACUAUGACGUACACUUAUUCCAGACUUCGGCGAUUGUUUGGCAGGAUUCACACAUUACGUAUUCAUACGCAUUUCAAUAUUCAAUCGUCAUUGGUCGUUCUCAUACGCGCUAUUGGACUAUACGACCUGUAUCCGGCAGGCGCGUAUAUAAUAAAAUUGUCUUCUUAAGACGGCAAAGUCGAAAUAACACACAGCGAGUUCAACAUAUGUGAAACCCAUGCCAUAAUGGUUGCCUGCCGUUUAUCCUUUGUGUAC